Aspergillus puulaauensis is the source of this 1779-nucleotide messenger RNA. Its product is annotated as putative NRPS-like protein biosynthetic cluster. The record is from RefSeq and is a predicted model, not a curated record. The coding region runs from base 1 to 1779 and encodes 592 amino acids. Gene Ontology annotation, molecular function: medium-chain fatty acid-CoA ligase activity. The transcript is spliced from 5 exons. NCBI's taxonomy places the organism in Eukaryota, Fungi, Ascomycota, Eurotiomycetes, Eurotiales, Aspergillaceae. Gene Ontology annotation, biological process: fatty acid metabolic process.
AUGACCAUCGAUGUGCCUUUGCGCGCAGAAAGCUGGGGUCCGACAACGGUAUCUUUGCUACACCAGACGGUCGGGGAGAACUUUUCACGGCAGGUCAAGCGGUCUCCAGGCCGUAUUGCGAUCGUAGCCGGAACUCGCCGUGUGUCCUACCAAGAGCUGGAUGAGUUGAGCGACGCUCUGGCACAAGGUUUCCUGACAUUGGGGCUACGAAGGUCGGAUAGAGUUGCUGUCAGCUUGGGUAAUUGCAUCGAAUAUGGCGUGAUCCUGUAUGCAUGUCUCAAGAUCGGCGCCAUAGUUGUGCCUCUCAACCCAGCAUAUACGCUCGCACAGCUCACUUCGGCCUUGGACCACGUAUCCGCGAGUUUGCUUGUGCUGAGCACGGAGAUAACCUUGCCUUAUCGCAACCCUAAGGCCACAGCCCCGCUGGUCAGUCAGCUAUUAGACCACAUCUCCCCGUCGUCAAGCCUGCAGCACCUUUUACUCCUUGACAAUUCGGAUGGUCGGAGUGAUAUACCUUUCUUUGAGUCUACAGUGGACUACGAGGUACUGUUGGAACAACACCUAGGCACAAAGCUACUACAGCAACAUGGUCUCGAUGCUGGCAACGUCGCUACCAUUCAAUUCACAUCCGGAACAACCAGCAAACCAAAAGCCGUCUGUCUGACGCAUCGAAAUAUUCUGAACAAUGCCUGCUUAGUCGGUCAAGGGAUGUGUCUCACUGAAAACGAUGUGAUAUGUUGCCCACCCCCCUUGUACCACUGCUUCGGUCUGGUUUUGGGUCUACUCGCCGCCAUGACGCAUGGCGCUUCGCUGUUAUUCCCGAGUGAGAGUUUCAAUGCCGAGGCGACCUUGAAGGCUAUCGUGCAACACAGUGCAACCGCUUUGUAUGGGGUGCCGACGAUGUUCCUCGCAGAGCUUGAGCUCAUAUCGAAAGGUCUCUUUACAGCGUCGAACUUUGGCACUUUGCGCACAGGCGUUAUUGGAGGGAGUCCGAUCCCUCCGGCCCUGAGGUUGCAGCUCCAUGAGAAAAUGAACCUCUCGGGACUGACCAAUUGCUAUGGACUGACAGAGUCUUCCCCUAUUGUCGUUCAAACAGAUGUGCACGACACGCUGGACACAAAAAUGAGCUCUGUGGGCCGGGUACUCCCCCAUUCAGCGAUCCGGAUCGCAGCGCGGGAUAACCCUUGUCAAACACUAUAUCGUGGCGAGAAGGGAGAGAUACAGAUUGCAGGAUACGCAGUCAUGCAUGGCUACUGGGAGUCCGAGGAGGAAACCAGGAAGGCGGUGAUACAAGUCGGGGACACAAGCUGGCUGCGAACCGGGGACGAGGGGCUCAUGGCGUCGGACGGGACAAUCCAGAUUACCGGCCGCAUCAAGGACAUCAUCAUUCGGGGUGGGGAGAACAUCUACCCGGCCGAGAUUGAGGAUUGUCUGUUGAAGCACGAGCAAGUCUCGUGCGCGAGUGUUGUCGGGUUGCCGGAUCCUCGCUAUGGGGAGACGAUUGCCGCGUUCAUCCAGCAUCGGGAGGGAGUGACGGUGUGUAUCGGCGAUCACGACAAGGAUUUCAGCGCCGACUUACGAGCUACUGCAACCGUGUCCAGCACAACAUCCACCUUGACGGCGGGCCAAAUCCGAGACUGGGUCCGAGACACGCUGGGAAAGAGUCUUGUUCCGCGGCAUGUGUUCUGGGUGUCCAGCAUGCCUCUGACCACCAGCGGCAAGAUUGAGAAGUUCAGGUUACAGGAGAUGGGAGUGAUCCAUCUGAAUAGCCGACGUUGA